Messenger RNA from Darwinula stevensoni, 551 nucleotides. The record is from the annotation of a GenBank genome assembly. NCBI's taxonomy places the organism in Eukaryota, Metazoa, Arthropoda, Ostracoda, Podocopida, Darwinulidae.
AGGCUCUUGGCUACUUGGCAAUCACCACGUGAUGCACGAUUGAAUUGCGCGACCUCGGUAAAAACCUACCGUGAGCUCUGGGUGAACAUCUCGUUGAAAAUUUCCUUUUGUAUGGUGAACCGUAGGCUACUGCUCACAGGUCUUCAUUCGAGAAAAUGAAUUUGGUCAACGAUCCUUUACAUGAUAAGAAGUCUGAAGAAGAGGAUGAAGAUGAUUUUAAUAAUCAUGAUGGGUUUCAUAGAGCAGCCCCAAACGAGGAGGCUGCUGGAGAUCAAUCUGAUAAUCCUGAAGAAUUGGAGGAACUGACAGCAUUGGAUUCACAGUUGAAUCAGUUACAUUCUGCUCUGGACGAGUUGGAAAAACAACAUGACUCAGUUCAUACAAGGGUGAAGGAACUGCUGGAGUCCACCAGAGCAAUGCGAGCAGAUGCUGAGAGGCAAGAAUGUGCUUGUGUGGGAAAUGAGUCAUGCAUGCAUGUAGCAGAUGAUACUCCUAUUGACAGACAUUCCAAUGGUUGUGAUCCUUGUUGAUUGCAAGAGCUGAAGGUGAAG